Molecule: messenger RNA, 498 nt
Organism: Spodoptera littoralis (African cotton leafworm)
Lineage: Eukaryota; Metazoa; Arthropoda; Insecta; Lepidoptera; Noctuidae
Source: the annotation of a GenBank genome assembly
AUGUUGUCUUUUCAUUAUUCAUUACGCCCCAUAAUAACAACAAUGAAGUCACAGUUAAAUGCAUGUCUUCUGUUCGAACGAAAGUACAUUCUAUAUACGAAAAGAACAUACUCGGAGAAGGAAACUUUGGAAUCAACUAUGGUAGACCCAAAAAGAGUAGUGAGUUAUGAUGACAUGUUGAAAAUUAUUUACCAGCCAGAGAAGAUGAUCAUUGAUGUCAGGGAACCCGAAGAAAUACAGAGCACUGGCCAGAUACCAUCCAGCAUCAAUAUACCAUUGAAAUCAGUACAUGAAGCCUUGGAUUGCAUGUCAGAAGAAGACUUCAGAUGCCUGUAUUGCCGUGAAAAGCCAGCGUUGUCUGAUGAGCUCAUCUUCUAUUGUAAGACUGGAAGACGCUCUACUAUAGCUCUAAACCAAGCCCUGAAGCUUGGUUAUGUGAACUCUAAAAAUUAUUUGGGAAGCUGGACAGAGUGGUCAAAGAAAAGCAAACUUCAUUGA